CUGGUCGUGUGAUUUUUUUUUCCUCUUGGAACAUCCGUAUUCCCACCGCGUCAUCUUCUAAUCCUGUUUCCACCCUAUUCCCCACUGGACGCCAGACCAAGGAACGCCAAAAAGCGCAUGCAUUUCUUGAAUGCUAACGGUGGGAUGGACCUGUAUGCUAAGCUUACGCAUCCAUGACUACUUGUACUUCCAAGUGCUGAGUCCUGGGGACAUCCGGUACAUCUUUACAGCAACGCCUGCCAAGGACUUCGGAGGUAUCUUUCACACCAGGUAUGAGCAGAUCCAUCUCGUGCCUGCGGAACCCCCUGAGGCCUGUGGGGAGCUCAGCAACGGUUUCUUCAUCCAGGACCAGAUCGCUCUGGUGGAGAGGGGGGGCUGCUCCUUCCUCUCCAAGACCCGGGUGGUGCAGGAACACGGCGGGCGGGCAGUGAUCAUCUCGGACAACGCGGUGGACAAUGACAGCUUCUACGUGGAGAUGAUCCAGGACAGUUCCCAGCGUACAGCUGACAUCCCAGCCCUCUUCCUGCUCGGCCGAGAUGGCUACAUGAUCCGCCGAUCGCUGGAGCAGCAUGGGCUGCCGUGGGCCAUCAUCUCUAUCCCCGUCAACGUGACCAGCAUCCCGACCUUUGAGCUGCUGCAGCCACCCUGGACCUUCUGGUAGAAGAGCUGGUCCUAAGUUCCGACUAUAAGCAACUUGGGGUUGGGAGGGGAAACCUGGAUUUCAGCUAAUUGGGAUUUGGGGGCUGGGUGGGAACCAAGGAGCAAGGAAGAGACCGGGCCUUGGCUAGACUGAAGGAAGUUGCCACUGACCUUCUGUGUGCAAGCCCCAGGGUUUCUGGCUAGGAGGAUCUGGACAAAGGUCAACCGGCUACUUCCUACCUGGCUCUCGUCUCCCCCACUAAGGUCUCCUUCCAGUGCGGUUCACAGCACCUCUCCCAGCAGUUGCUGGUGUGUUGGGACUAAAAAAACCACCAGAGACUUUUUAGCAAUAAAGCUACCCAUCAGGUGUUA
Echinops telfairi (small Madagascar hedgehog) is the source of this 1011-nucleotide messenger RNA. RefSeq names its product protease associated domain containing 1 (gene PRADC1). The transcript is spliced from 5 exons. NCBI's taxonomy places the organism in Eukaryota, Metazoa, Chordata, Mammalia, Afrosoricida, Tenrecidae. The record is from RefSeq and is a predicted model, not a curated record. The coding region runs from base 131 to 661 and encodes 176 amino acids.